Molecule: messenger RNA, 867 nt
Organism: Penicillium alfredii
Lineage: Eukaryota; Fungi; Ascomycota; Eurotiomycetes; Eurotiales; Aspergillaceae
Product: Clr5 domain-containing protein
Exons: 4
Coding region: 1-867 (288 amino acids)
Source: RefSeq, a predicted model, not a curated record
AUGGACGUCCCCUCGCUCUCGCAAUCCUCGGUAUUCCGUCCCCGCAGAUCCGAUGACUGGCACGAAUAUCGCGAGAUCAUCGAGCAGCUCUACCGCAACGACCAGCUGAAACUGCGCGAUGUCAAACGCAUCAUGGAGCGGGAUUACAAGUUCUACGCCUCAGAAAAACAAUACAAAGACCGCCUCGCCGCAUGGCAUGUCCGCAAAAACAUCAAGGCCAAGGAAGUCCACCUGAUGAUCCGCAAGCAACAGAAGCGCGCUGCCCAGGGCAAGCAGACUGCGUUCCGCGUGAAUGGUCAGGACGUGGAUCCCAAGCGUAUUGCCCGCUUUGUUCGCCGCUAUGGGUCUGCGUGGGAUGAUCGAGGCAAAGAUCCGAGGCAGCAAAGCCCUGAGCCGCAAACCCCCUCCGAUAUGACCUGCUAUACCCCCGAACCUGCCGAGGAGGCAGCCACGCCGAUAUCUCCGCUGGAGAUCCAGUCGCCGACGCGGGAGAUGGGUGCAUAUCCACUUACUUAUGACCCAACCCGCCUCGAAACAAUCCCCGACCUAAUCAUCGACGACGACCCCAACUUCCCCCUAACCAUGCACCAUCCCCAACCAAGCCACCCCUACCAACACUCAUCCCAUUACCAUCAUCAUCAGCACCACCCCGCCAACCCGCUAUCCGGCCCCUCAGUCCCCAUAGCCCACGAAGACGAAGACGCCCCGGGUGAAGACGAGCCGCACCCGGAUGAAUGGAACCGGCUCGAUGCAUUCCAGACCCGGCUCGAGGGCCUGCAGUAUACGCUGAACAGGACGAUGUCCAAGUGGGCGCGUGAUCAGGAUCCGAGUCAUGAUGGUGCUCAUCAUGAAGGGUUGGGGAUGUGA